Messenger RNA from Phialemonium atrogriseum, 4647 nucleotides. RefSeq lists its product as uncharacterized. The transcript is spliced from 3 exons. Gene Ontology annotation, biological process: early endosome to late endosome transport. Bases 291 to 4289 code for a protein of 1332 amino acids. NCBI's taxonomy places the organism in Eukaryota, Fungi, Ascomycota, Sordariomycetes, Cephalothecales, Cephalothecaceae. Gene Ontology annotation, molecular function: guanyl-nucleotide exchange factor activity; phosphatidylinositol binding; SNARE binding. The record is from RefSeq and is a predicted model, not a curated record. Gene Ontology annotation, cellular component: late endosome; early endosome; tubular endosome.
UUCCUAGGUACCUCAUCAUUGGACGCCUACUUCGUGAAGGAAACACUGACAACAGCAUGAGAGGUAGCCUCUUCUGACCAACUCUCCACUUCCUGGAUGUCUCAGCUUUGCUUUCGCGACGGUUAUUCGCUGUGUCGCCUGUCUCUAUUCAGAGCUUCAGCACCCCUCUGUCAGUUCCACACCUAGUCCCAGGACGACGCCUCUUGUAGCCUUGAAUGCCGGCUCAAUGCUGGUGCUGAGGACCACCACCACAUCGCAUUCCGAGGAGCUGCAAAGCGCAAGUCGAAUGAAUGCAACCUCUAAACCCAUUCCUGAGCGCCUUCUCCAAGAGCCCCCUCGCCGCUCAGUGCAGCCCCGCUCGACUCCAUAUCCUCCUUGUUCCCCCCACCUCUGUCCUGCUCAGCUCCCGCGACUCAGAGAGCGGCGCCCUCUUGACCGACACUGUUGCCUCAGACGAGUUCAUAGGCAGCCAUGUUUUGCGCAUUGGAAACGGCAAGGGUUCGGCCGCGGGAGGAAAGGAUGUCGCCCAGAACCUGCGCGAAAUGAGAGGGAAGGCGAAGGUAUACAAUACCAUCAAUGGUCGGAGCAUCAUCAUCAAGGACAAUCUUGUCUAUAGCAAUAAGGGCUUCAAGAACUUGGCCCACGCAAACAUACUGAACGACACCAUUUGGUAUCCCGACACCCUUGAACCGAGACCAUUCUUGAUCUACUACAUAUCCCAGCCUUUGGUUGGCUCAUGGGACGAGAUCAAAAUCCGGCCCGCCAUCUUCCCGCCGGUCGUUGAAGGGGGCCAUGCGCCUACAAUGAAUAGGGGGGACCCAGGCGCCGACCCGACACCGUCCGUCAUUGUUCCUCGAAAGAAGGACAUCAAGAGCUUUCAUGACCUCCUCAACCACUUCCCCGUCAUUGCUCGGCAGAUGCAGUCGGGUCUCGAGAAACUGUUCCGCGAGUUCACAACUAUUUUCGAACGGCCGUUACCACCUCCUCCAUCCGCCAAUCAUAUUCCUGACCCGGAGCCGGAUGGUCCAAUUCUGGCAGCGAUGAAGAGGGUUAGAUCGGACAGUGCUUCGAUUCGAAGAAACGGCGCUAGCAGUAGGAGAUCGGAUCGCGCAAUAGAGAACUUCUAUGCCGAAGACGAGGAAGACGUGAUGAGAGCGUCCCUUGAGACCGCCGUUACCACUGCCAUCGAUCUGUUCCAGUCCGUUGACAAGCAACAGCUGUCUCUACUUGGCGCGACCACCGACUUGACUGGCCCGGUUGUGGAGAGACUGAUCGAGCGCUACGUCACCGAGAGCGUCCAUCACCUCUUAUUUCCGCGACUCAGCGCUCUGAAACGUCCUGAUGACCUCGAACUGGAGGCCAAGAUUCGGCAGAUGGACUUCAUUGAUAUUUCGCAGCUCGGAAUUGCCAUGGAUGGUGGUUGGAGUGGCAAGCGUGACCUGAUCGCCAGUCUGGGGCGGGCCAUGGAUGAAUUCCGGAAGAUGAGCAAUGCGAUGAGUCCCCAGGAGACGCUGGAAACCCUUCUGCGCACGACCAAAGCGGUGACUCAGCUUUCGGAGAGCUCACGGCAAGGGGCUGUCUACUCAGAUGGUUCUGAAAAGCCGGUGCUCACGAUCAAUGCCGACACCCUAGUGUCUCUGCUCUUAUAUGUCGUCAUCAAAGCUCAGGUCAAGAACCUCCAGGCUCGUCUCAUAUAUAUCCGCCACUUCAUAUUCAUUGACGACGUGGAUAAUGGUGAGAUGGGUUACGCUUUGAGCACGUUCGAAGCCGUGCUCUCGUACCUAGACGCCGAUUCCGGCAGCCUCCGGAGAGCGAGCCGACGAAACAAAGCUCUCUGGGAUGCCGCAGCGAAGGGCGACCUUCCGGGACUGAUGAGGAUAAUGGAGCCCACCUCAGGUGCAACGGGCGAUGAAAACGAGCUGUUUGAGUCGCCGCCGUCAUCCAGCCGCUGGGAGAGUUCUAGCAGCUGGACCCUCCCAAACGGUACUAGUUCCAGGCGGUCUUCCUCUCCCCUUACCGUCUCCGAGAGGUUCUCGCUUGGGUCGGGCCUAAGCCAUGUCUUCCCAUUCCAAAGCCGGGGAGAAGAAGAAGAGUACGGAGAGUAUGAGCUGCCUCUGGCGCCGCCAAAGCGAAUAAAAAGAGUCGCGAUGGACACCCGAAGCAUGUCCAGCGGGUCCGAGAUUUCGUACCGUUCCAGAGCAACGAGCACCGGGACGAUUGGAAGCGGCAUUGAGGGCGACACUUCGAUCGAACGCCUGGCACAGACCCAAGAUGCCUCAGGGGAGUCUGUAUUGAUGAUGGCAGUUCAGAAUGAUAGGCAAGAAGUCCUCAAGUAUCUCCUGUCUCUGGAACAAUACUACUCGCCCGAAAUCGUGGCCGAGGACAGAAACAACGAGGGGACGACACUGUUAAGCGCUGCUGUACAACUUGGGCAUGCCGACAUCAUUCGCAUCCUGCUAGGAUACCUCCUCGAAUUCUCAUCACACGAUAGUGUCCGUCGCUACCUCGCCAUUCAAGAUACCCGCGACAGGAGCGCGGCGCACUACCUUUUCCAUGCUCCAUUUCUCAUCCGGGAAAUUGGCAGGAUGCUGCCAUGGCGGCAAAAGGACAAGAACGGCCAGACCCCGUUGUUCGCCUUAUGUCGGUCGUACGAUCACGCCAUGUAUCACAAAAUGGUGGAGGAAGCCCUCAACGUGGCGACCGAGACGCAGGGGGAUGGUCAGCCUCUGCAUCUAGAUGACCACGUGGAUGCCAAGGGCAACACACUCCUACACAUUGUGAACGAUGCUAAGCUGGCAGUAUACAUCUUGCAUCGGUGCGAUGUCGACGUCAAUGCGACGAACGAGAAGCACUUCACGGCACUGAUGGUCGCAAGCAAGUAUGGUCGAUUCGACAUGGUCCGGGCGCUCUUCAGCGAUCCUCGCGUCGACGCCGCUGCCAAGGAACUACGAGGGCUCACCGCGGUGGAGCUGGCCAAAGAUGACGAUGUUCGGAAUAAGAUCGACGACCUUGCCCUCUUCUCCAUGCCUGUCGGUCCGGAGUCGCGAACCACACGCGUCGUCCGUUCUUACUUUGUCGAGGAUGCCUCAAUCCGAUUUGUCCUCAAAUCCGGGGCCCCCGUCGACCAGCACAGUUAUGCAGUCACAACCUGUCGGCGCUCUCUGACCGACUUCGAGCGUCUUGCGAAGCUCCUUGCGUUGGAGAACCCGGCAUCGUGGAUUCCGUCGCUGGCCAACCUUCGGUCGCCGACGCAGAUACCUUCGAAGCCGAGUCGAGCCGUGCUAAAGGAUCUACAGCUCCGCGUGGAUUGGUUUCUCAGGAUCCUUCUCUCCCACCCCACGUUUGCUACUCAUGAGAUGCUGUGGGAAUUUUUCCUAGUUCCCGAUCUCCAACCGGAUAUGAUGGAGCAACGGAGCCAGUUGAAGGCAGAGACGCGGGCCGAAAAAGUACGCGACGAGCUGGAGCCGCUCGAAGAUGUUCAAGAAGUCGAGCAGUUUGUCGAGUAUGCAAUGGAGAUGGUCCAUGGCCUCCAGUACAGUACACGGCGCGUUGGGAGGGGUGCCAGCGUCGUCGGCAAUGCUUCUUCUGAUUUACAUGAAGCGUCUCAACUGCUCGCGCGAGCGACUAGCACACUCGACUUCUUACCCCAGUCACACAGCUCAGCUUUCGAGGUUUACGCCCGUGCCCUUUCCUCGUCGCAGUCGUCUCCCAUAGCCGCCUUCCAUGGCACAUUCUUGGCACUUCACUCGAUCAUCGAAUCGAUACUCCUAGCGCUCGCCCGCCCCCAGCAACUGAUAACGCAGAUUCUCGCGGCACGUCGCGAUGCCGAACGUAAUCACAAUUCUCUCGGCCGGUCUACCCGCUGGCCACUUGGCCUACUCGACGACGCGCGGCAACGGCUGAACGAAGAGCGUGAAGAGAGAGCCCGCCGUAGCGAGAUGGAGGCUGAGGGCCUGGCAAAGGAGCUGCGAUACACCCAGCAAACCGUGGCACAGGAGCUGGCCGGGUGGCGAGACGUGCACGAGAAGGUUGGCCGCAGAGCCAUCAGGGAUCUGGCGAGGGGGAUGGUGAUUGCGGAGAAGAUGCGGCUGGACGGGAUGCACAGAGCGCUCAGAAGGGUGAGAGAGGUGAGCACAGAUUCUGCUGCAGGCGAAGGGCAGGAGGCAAGCGACAGUCUGUCAGCGCUGGGCCAAAACAACGCGACGUUGGGCCAGCAGCAAGUCACGUCGGAUCGCGUGACAAACGGGGACAGCAGUGCAGGCUCAGGCCCCACGCGGGCUAUCGACUGAGGAGAUGACGUAUACUGCCGUGAAGCGGUCAACAGCCGUACAUGGAUAGCCGCAAGGGUGGGCUCGGGAUCUGCAGGCCGAGUAGUUUGAAGUCGGUGAGGGCGACGUGGGACGCGACGGUGUCACUAGCUCGAGGCAUGGCGGCGCAAGUUUCUGGCCUGACCCAUCAUGCUGUCCGGACGGAGUUCUUACAUCAUCAUCAUCAACAACAUCAUCGUCUUUUGUCGGGCGUUUCCCAGCGAUACGAUACCCCCUCUUUUAGGCUCGUGGGCAACAUCGGGAGGGAGCCAUCGCCUGACGAGUCCAAGGGGCGUUACACAUAUAGAUACGGUACAUUGAAUAUACACACAUAAUUCAC